This is a messenger RNA of Monomorium pharaonis (pharaoh ant), 5980 nucleotides long. It is a transcript of the gene rk, whose product is annotated as lutropin-choriogonadotropic hormone receptor. Lineage: Eukaryota; Metazoa; Arthropoda; Insecta; Hymenoptera; Formicidae. Gene Ontology annotation, cellular component: membrane. The record is from RefSeq and is a predicted model, not a curated record. Gene Ontology annotation, molecular function: protein binding; protein-hormone receptor activity; G protein-coupled receptor activity. Gene Ontology annotation, biological process: G protein-coupled receptor signaling pathway.
AUGUGCACGCGGCCUCGUCAGAGUGGAAUAGCGGUCAUCUUGGCUUGGAUUGUCCUUUUCUGGUGGAUCCGCUACUGUCGGUGUGGCGCAUCGGACGUGGCCGUCCCGUGUAACCUCAUUGCCGACGGACGGGAGCUGCUGUGCCGCGGCGCCGAUCUGCUCUCCCUCGAACCGAUCUAUGAUGUUGAUCCGCUGAAGGCCAUUGUUCCUGUUAACAUAACGAAAAUUGAUUUGACCAAUAAUAACAUAACGGACAUUCCAAUAUAUGCUUUCCAUCAAUUUUCCAAUCUCGAAAUUCUAUUUCUUCGACGUAAUCAUAUACGUGCCAUUCAUAGCAAUGCAUUUAUAAACUUAACAAAUCUUCGUAUAUUGGAACUCGAUGAAAAUUAUUUAAUAAAAAUACCAACUGCUGUUGUAAAUCUACCUAGCCUCGAAGAAUUGUCUAUAUCAAAUAACAAGAUAGAACAGCUCACAACAGAUGCAUUACAUCACGCUAGUAAUUUGGUGUCGCUCGACUUACGCGGAAAUCCUAUUAAGAAGAUACAUAAUGACACUUUCCAAAAUCUUGGCAAACUUCGUAAGUUAAUAUUAUCAAAUCUGAAGGAAUUACGCCUUUUCCCCAAUCUAAACGGAGCAGUGUCUUUGGAAGUAUUAAAAUUGGAUCGUUCACAAUUGAAAGAGGUUCCUUUUAAUCUUUGCCAACAAUGUCCGAAACUCAAAAGUCUUGAUAUAAAAUCCAAUUCUUUGAUAAAAAUACCAGAUUUACGAAAUUGUAAUGAACUUCGCGUUUUGGAUUUAGCUAGUAAUAUGAUUUCUACGUUACCUGAUGGUGCUUUUAAAGGUUUAAAUAUGCUACAUGAUCUCCUAUUGUCUAAUAAUAACUUGCACAGCAUUUCCGGUGAUACGUUUACCGGAUUAUCUAGACUACAAGUUUUAGACUUGGAGAACAAUUAUAUUGAAUAUAUACAUCCCGAUGCGUUCAGAGAAACGAAACGGUUGCAAGAUUUAAAUUUAGGAAAUAACGUUUUCCCUACACUGCCGAUAAGAGGCCUCGCGGGAUUAUUGCACCUUAAGACGUUUAAUAAUCCUGCAUUGCGAGAAUUCCCGUCGCCUGAAAGAUUUCCUAGAGUACAAACAAUGUUACUGUCAUACGCUUAUCACUGCUGUUCGUUCCUCUCUCUCGAAGUGGAGGAAUCUGUUACAAAAUCGCCAGUACAGGAAUCGAUUUUAUUUCCCACUGAUGAUUUCGAUACAAGUUUAUGGAACUCAACAUUUAGUGAUAUUUGGCCACAAUUAGAUAACUUGACUAAUAAAUUUGGAUCGCAGAUAAAUGAACUUUGGGCUAACUUUGGUUCAGAUUUUACCUAUCCUGGAAAUUUGCCGUCCUACGUAGAAGAUUAUUUUGAAAAUUUAAAUAGUCGAACAACAUCGAUGAUUGGGACUGCAUCCUCUCGUAUCCAAUGCCUGCCACAACCCGGUCCUUUCCUACCAUGCCAAGAUUUAUUCGAUUGGUGGACCUUACGAUGCGGCGUAUGGAUAGUCUUCCUCCUUGCCAUGCUUGGAAAUGGUACUGUAGUGUUUGUAUUAAUAUUCUCGAGAAGCAAGAUGGAUGUGCCACGAUUCUUAGUCUGCAAUUUAGCCGCUGCUGAUUUUUUCAUGGGUGUUUAUUUAGGUUUAUUAGCUAUUGUCGAUGCGUCGACAUUAGGAGAGUUUCGAAUGUACGCAAUACCGUGGCAAAUGUCGGCCGGGUGUCAGCUGGCUGGUUUUCUGGGAGUCCUCAGCUCCGAGCUGAGUGUGUACACCCUUGCUGUGAUCACUCUGGAAAGAAAUUAUGCGAUAACGCAUGCGAUGCACCUGAAUAAGCGGCUCUCAUUGAAACAUGCGGGUUAUAUUAUGAUGAUAGGCUGGUGCUUCGCACUUUCUAUGGCGAGCUUGCCGCUUUUAGGGGUUUCAGAUUAUAGGAAAUUCGCCAUUUGCCUGCCGUUCGAGACCAACGGCAAUGCGGCACUCGCAUAUGUAGUGUUCCUCAUGCUUAUUAACGGCGUGGCUUUUCUAAUAUUAAUGGGAUGUUAUUUAAAAAUGUAUUGCGCGAUACGAGGCUCCCAGGCAUGGAAUUCGAACGAUUCUCGCAUAGCAAAGAGAAUGGCGUUACUCGUCUUCACCGACUUUCUUUGCUGGUCACCAAUAGCCUUCUUUUCUCUCACGGCGACCUUUGGACUGCAACUAGUAUCUCUGGAACAGGCGAAAGUCUUCGCAGUAUUCGUGCUACCGCUCAAUUCCUGCUGCAAUCCCUUUCUAUACGCGAUUCUUACGAAGCAGUUCAAGAAAGAUUGCGUGUUGAUAUGCAAAGCGAUCGAGGAGUCGCGCGUGACUCGUGGUAUUGGCAGAUGUCGGCAUAGUUCAAAUUUCAGUAAUCGACAGACGCCCGCCAAUACGAACAGCCUUGUAGAACGGUCGUCGCGGGAGAACCAGGGAUUUCAAAUGACAGCGCAAACGUGCGCCUGUAAUUCAAGACUCCUGGAAGCUGAGAGCCGUUGCUCGUCUUAUCGAUGGUGGACCACCGGCGGGAUAUUUUGGCCGUGUACGCGCGACUCCCGACCGCGACACGCGCGUAAUGAUCAGUAUGCUUAUCAGAUUGCCCAGAUUCAGCAAAAGCAGCACAAACGGGCGUCAUCGGUGUCGUCUAGCGAAAACUUCUCCUCGUCCAGAUCGGACUCCUGGCGACAAACACAUCACUGCGGCAUUCCGCUCAAACUAUUGGACUCAAAACGGAAAACCUCCUCCUGGCUGAUCACUAGGAAACCGUCACAGGAUUCCAAUUUGAGCUCCUCACGUAAUGACUCUUCCGGUUCCGCAACCACUGCCAGCACCAGUACCUGGCGCAUCUCGAGAUCCAGUGCCUCUCUAGAAAUUAGCGCGCGCAACACACCAAGACCGAUUAGAUCAAAACCGCGGCUGACGCGCCAACUCGCGAUCCAGGAACCAGAACCUCCGGGAUCCCGGGAAGAUUGGCCGUCAGGCUACUAGCCACGAUACCUUCCGCAGCUGAAACCAGCGAUCAACAAGAUGACGAGAACAUACCAACGAAUUAAAUAUUUCUAUCUCUAAGUGUAUUUUUUAAAAUAUAUUACACGUAUGUAACAUACACCGCACUUUUAAAAUGUAUUCUUGUCGAGAAAGCGAAAAAAGUUCAGUAUUAACCAGAGCAAAGUUAUACUUCAAAAGUAACUUGUUACUUUCCAAUACCGUUACUAAAAAAUUAACAAGUCAUUAUUUUUGUUUUUUCUUAAUAUUAAUAGAAUAUUCUAUACAAAUUACUGUGCUAAAUAUAAAUAGAAAGUACUACAGAAUUUUAUUUUUUAAUAAAAAGGUAAGGAUUUCAAAUUGUAUUUUAUUUAUUGAUUAUUAGAUGUGUGCGAAUAAUUCGAAUUUGAGUUGAAUUGAAUUCACUGUGAUGGAGCAUAUUUGCUACAGAAAUUUAUGUAUAAUAUUAUAUUAAUGUUAAGAAUAAAGUAACAAAAAUAAUGGACUCUUAGAGGUGUGCAAAUUAUUUCUAAGGUCAAACUGAAUCAAAUUAAGUAUCUACUGUGGUUUGAUUUUGUUUUUAAAUUCGAAAAAUUGGAAUUCAAAUUGUUUGAGAAUUUUAAAUUAAAUCAAUUUUAAAUUAAUCAUCUAUUUUGAUUGUUUUAUAUUUAUCUUCCGCGUAAUAAAAUUUAUAUCAAUACGUAUCAAUUAUCCUGUCUGAUUGUUUGUCAAUUUCCAAGCCUUUUCUAAACUGUUCCUAAACUAUUUAAAAAAUUCUCUACAUGAUAGAUAAUUAUCUUUGUAAAUUUGUUUCAACAGAUUUUUAUAAUUUUAUAAAAUUUAAAACAAAAUUUUUAAAAGUGUUCUAUAUUAUAUUUUUUUAAUGAAGAACACUAAAAUACUAAGUUACUUCAAUAGUAGCAUUGUAAUUUAUGUAAUAUGUAUUCAAUGCUUAUAUAUAAUACUCAUACUUGUCUCAUUGUAUCUAAUAUCUAUUAUAAAUAUUUACAUCAUUUUUAUUAUUAAUUAGUAAUUUUUGUCCCAAAUUCUUGUGAUUAAUUUUUUCAUCUAUUAACUCCUUCAAUGACAUACAGAAUUUUCCUGUUUAUGCCCCUGCGGGCAAGAAAAAAAGUUAUAGAAUUUUUACGAUACCUCAUAUGUAAGGAUUCUUUUAGUUGUUGAAUUCAAAUUUAAAGUCAAAAUUUCAAAAUUCAGAUCGGUAAAUAUUUCAAUCAGGAAAGUCCACCCCGAUGACCUUGACCUUGACAUAUGUUAUGAAGAUCACUCGCAACCUUCAAAAGAUUUUAGCCGUCGCUCGUGAUUAAAAAAUUAUUAACAAAAAAAAGUUUUAUAAAUACGAUACAUAAUAUUUCUGCUGUACUUAAAGUUGCAAACCCAUAUGGUGCAGAGAACGCGUGGACGGGGUACAAGGAACUUCGCCCUUCUUCUACAUCCCUGCAUUAAUUUUUAUAAAGCACGCAUUUUAGCGUGUUUUAAAAUAAGAAAAUCUAUUAAUUUAUUAUUAUCCUAAUCUAAAUUUUAUAAAGAAAUAUGGGUAAAUGUUAACAAAAGGAGGUAAUUAUACAGUUAUAUGGAGCCACCUCCGAUUUCAAUAUCCUUUACAUAUUUUAUCAAGGUCAUCAUCUUGAAUAAUGUUGUGAAGAUUUUAGGCCACGCUCGGCAUUUAUUAAAAAGUUAUUAACAUGGAAAGAUUUCACGAAUUAUUUGUAAUGGUAAUUCUUUCGAACCACGGCUCCACAUCCAAGUGAGCUAAAAUUUUUUGUAAUGACUUCUUAUGGUUAAAAAAUAAUGUAAAUAACAAUUUUUAGUCUGGGGAAAUCCAAAAAAAGUUAUAAACAAAAAAGACUUAAAAAUGUACCAUUGUUUUCUGAUUAAUAUGAAAUAAAAUUUGUGAAAAGUCGUGAAGUUAUAUGGUACAGCGAAUGCGUGGGCGAGGGAGAGGCAGAGCCCCUGCUCCUGCACCUUAUCCCCGUAAUUUUUUUUAACUCUAACCCACCAAUUUUAUGUCGCUAUUUGGUUAAUGCGAAAACAUUGAAAACGAACAACGUUUCUUGUUUGGCAAGUUGUGUGGAAAGUCACAAACCCAUGUGGUACAAGCAUGUAUAUAUUGUGUUAUAUGCGAGCGUCUUGAGGUAAGAUAGGCGCGCGUGAUUGACGAAAAACGGAACGAAUGGGCGUGCGGGACGAAGCUGGGGAGCCGACGGAAGGAUUGGAGCAAGCAACGGACGCACGCUUCGCUCUCUCUCGUUUCAACCGUUGUAUCGAAAGCAUUAAAUUGUACAUUAUUUGUAUUACGCGCUAUUAAGAUUAAAGAUCUCGUUAAGUAAGAAUUGAGUUCUCUCUCCUAUCGAUUGUCUGCCCCUGUCACUGCAUAGACAUCGGCGAGGGCCAUUAGAAUCUAGAGGACACGACAUACUGUACAAGCGUGGACGUCGUUUACUUUAUGUUAAAUACGAUACAUGAUAUCAGUUCUUUACGUAAAGUAUAUGAAUUGUAUAUGAAUUUCUGCAGUUUUUACAGGUUUUUGUACAAAGCUUUUGCCUUCAGAAUUUUUCUGCAAAAAAUUUUGCAGAAUUUUAUGUAAUUUUUUCUGAAGGCAAGAAACUUCAGAAAACAUGUCGCCUGUCCUAAACGGUCCACGGAAAUUUUCUUGUUAGUUUAACGGAUUAAAUAUAUGUUAAAUAACAACAUAAAUAUUAUGUUAUGUUUUAACAUAGAAAUAAAUAUAAAUUUUAUAAUUUGACACAACUUUUAUGUAACAAUUUAAUAAGAAAAUUAUGUCAAAGUAACACAUGUAAUAUUGGAUAACCUCCUUUUGGACAUGUAACGAUUGGAAACCGCAUUAUUGGACACCACACAAUUAAAUACCGCACGAUUGGACACCGCACGAUUGAACAUCGCAUCAUUAAACACCGCACAGUCUUCUAGUAAAAAA